Messenger RNA from Microtus ochrogaster (prairie vole), 708 nucleotides. It is a transcript of the gene Lsm6, whose product is annotated as LSM6 homolog, U6 small nuclear RNA and mRNA degradation associated. Gene Ontology annotation, molecular function: RNA binding. NCBI's taxonomy places the organism in Eukaryota, Metazoa, Chordata, Mammalia, Rodentia, Cricetidae. Gene Ontology annotation, cellular component: U6 snRNP; P-body; U4/U6 x U5 tri-snRNP complex. The record is from RefSeq and is a predicted model, not a curated record. Gene Ontology annotation, biological process: mRNA splicing, via spliceosome; maturation of SSU-rRNA.
AGGGCUAGGUGGCUCGCGACUCCGGUGCUCUCUCCUCCACCGUGCGCGCUGGAAAACCCUAACUACGACGAGCUAAGGAAAUGAUCCUUGCUGAACGCCACCUCCUUCUCUCUUAUGAGCCUGGGGCCAUGAGAGGUGACCUGGUGAUAGUUACCAGCUGCACAGCUGAUUAAGUAGCGGAGGAGAUUAGAACUCAGUUCCUGGCCUCCCAAGAUUGUUAAGAAUGAGUCUGCGGAAGCAAACCCCUAGUGACUUCUUAAAGCAGAUCAUCGGACGGCCAGUUGUGGUGAAGCUCAAUUCUGGGGUGGAUUAUCGAGGGGUCCUGGCCUGCCUGGAUGGCUACAUGAAUAUAGCACUGGAGCAGACGGAAGAGUAUGUAAAUGGACAGCUGAAGAAUAAGUAUGGGGAUGCGUUCAUCCGCGGAAACAAUGUGCUGUAUAUAAGUACACAGAAGCGAAGGAUGUGAAGACACCAGGAGGAGCUCUCUUCACACUUGGAUGUACUUGAUUAUGAAGAGCUUGUUUUUUUGUUCUUUUACGACCCUAGUUGCCGCCUGUUUUCAUAGUGGUUGGUGUGGUUGUUUUUUUAAUUGACAUUUAAAUAAGAUGGAAGUGUUACAUUACAAAUCAAGUCUUAAAUGUUUCAUGUUCACAUUUACUCCUGUCUGUACAGAAUAUUAAAAUUAAAAAAAAAGCAAAAAUACUAAUA